GAUUAAUCAACAUUUUUAUUUUGAUGGUGGCUGACUUGAUAUUUUGCAAAAUAUCGCCAUCGAAUCGUAUAAAGCAACGUGUCAAAGAAGUCCGUCACGCACUUUGAGUUUUUAAGUCGUGUGCAAUGUCAGCAGUGGAAAGCUUCACGGUCCCUACUGGUGUGGGAGAGUUUCCUCCUGAACUAAUAUGUCGGCCUUUGGGGUUUGUCGCGUUGACUGGACUGGAUGUUAUAUAUAACGCUGUACAUAAAGCUAUCUGGGAAUCGUUCAGUGCUAAUAGACGACCUGACCGUGUACCACUGUCGUUUAAAAUAUUAGACGGGGACCAUGAAUAUCCAAAGUGCCGAUCUAAGAGAAGCUCAUAUGAGUGGUACAUCCCUAAAGGGAUCACCAAAACUGGAUGGAUGAACAAACACUUGAACUUGAUACCCGCUGUGGUGGUUGUCUUCUUUGAUUUAGACUGGGAUGAGACACAGUGGAAAGAGAAACAAAUGGAAUGUGCUUCCAGAGUGGAAGUAGUCAGACACAGUUUACAGGGGAGAGGAACUAAAGUAGCAGUUGUCUUGAUUCAGAAAAAUUCUCCACUGCCACCAGGUGAAGACAUGGUGGCAGCAGAAAGAGCUGCAGCUUUAUGCAGUGCAUGUGACCUAUCAGCCAAGUCGUUGUUUGUAUUGCCGCACAGUGAUCAUUUAUUUGGCUAUACCAUUAGACUUGAGAAUGCCUUUUAUGAAUUGGCACAAGGUUAUUACCAUAUGGAAGCCAGGAAAGUCAAAGCACAUAAAGAGUUCCUCAAUAAGACCACACAUCAGCUUCUUUUUGUGAGACAUGCUUUCAAGAUUGCAUUCUUUAAUGAACUGAAACAAGACACAAAUACAGCCUUGAAACAGUACAAGGUAGCCUAUGCCUAUGUAAGUGAACUACGAGCACAUGACACUAACAUGCUGGAAAUCAAGUCAAUAUCGGGUUUCAUCAACUACAAGAUUUGUAAAUUGUCAUUUCACCACAAUGCUCCAUUGGAUGCCAUAUCUCAGUUUCGAAAACAUGUGGACUUCUAUAAAAAUAAAACUGGAUGUUCUGAAUUAGCAUUUGAACAUUCCGCCUGGAUGUGCAAACAAUUUCAGAUUUUUGGUGAUUUAUUUGAUGAGGCCAUUAGAGCUGGUUUAAAUGCAAUACAGACUCAGCAUCCUGGUUUUUAUUAUCAGCAAGCAGCUUACCAUGCUGUCAACAGAAAACACCUAUGUAGAGGACUCUGUCAUUCAGCAACAGUUAUGCCUGACCCGAAUCCAUUAGAAGAUGCUGACAAGCUAGAGUAUUAUGGUCAGCGUCCAUGGCGACAAGGUCACCAAAGCAUUGACCCUCCUGACCCUGCUAAGGAGAAAGAUGGAAUUCAAGCUUUACAGUAUAAAGAGUUACAAGUUGAUCAUUCGUGGAUCAUCAUUCCUCUCCUCAGUAGUGCUGUUGCCCAAUUCAAAAAAUACAAGUCAGCAAGAAUGAAGAGAUAUCUAAUGGUUCAAAUGGGAGAAGAGUAUUAUCAUGCCAAGGAUUAUAACAAAGCAUUAACAUUAUUGGAUAGAGUAACAUGGGAUUAUCGUGUUGAAAGAUGGUGUGCAUUACUCACAUCUAUACUAAAUAUGUCCUUAAGAUGUGCCUAUCUUGUUGCUAGUGUUCGUCACUAUGUUACGAUAUCUCUGGAACUGAUUGGUAGAUUUGCUCAUAUCUCAAGCGAAGAAAAAACCCAUGUCCAGAUGAACUUAAUCAGAGUGAUAUCGAAUAAUCCACCGGAACCAGUAACUGGCUGUCCCAGUGAGUAUGUAGAACUUGCUAAGCAGCUGUGGAAGGAUAAAUUAAGUCCUGAGAAUUCCAACAUAUUUACUGUGGAAAUGCAGAAUAUUGUUCCAUUUGUGGAAUGCAAAGCCAGAUUUUCUACUAGUAAAUGUACAGCAGAUACCCCACUACAGUUACAAGUAUAUCUCAGGGCGUCCUGUCAGUUUCCGAUCCGGUUUUCUAAACUCUGCGUUCUUCUCAACAACCAUGCCUAUAAUGAUUACUGUACUCUGGUUGAUGGCCACACAGUGGGUGGUGAUGGAGAAGCAUCAUAUAGCAGUUGCCAUGGAGAUCUGUAUCUCACACCUGGUCAGAUCAAGAUGUAUGCGUUUGAGUUUGUUGCUGAACCUGUAGAUGUUGGCAAAAAAAUAGAGAUUACCUCUAUAGCAUUAAGUCUUGGAAAUGAAGAUAAUUGCUGUGCAAUACUACGCUGGGUUGGAGCUGGUGGAGAUUCUGCUUCAUUAACAAAUGUACAAGAACAAGUGCAGAUGAAACGUGGUCCACCUAAACCAAAUGAAUAUGAUUGGAGCAAUAUCACACUGGAUCCAAGCAUAAGUAUUAUUCCCAGAUGUUCAAAUUUGGAUAUUCAAUUGGAUCACAACCCGCCAUCAUUAAUGAAUGAAUUUUAUUAUGCCAAAGUCAUUAUCACAAAUAAUGAAGACUUAGAAAUUCAGAAUUUAUGUAUGCAGAUAGGGUUGAAAGAAGGCCAAGAGAAUACAUUAGAGCAGUCAAGUAAGUUUGAGAAAAGUAUGAUUCAAUCCAUUGAACAUUGUUACAGUACAAAAUAUAUACCUAUUGAAAAAUCUGUGUCUGUCCAAACUGUGCUGCCAUAUGAUCUGUCAAUAAAGAUGGCUUCAUUGAAGUUUGAUGUUGUGGAGCAUGUCCACUCUGAUGAGCCAUUUCUGUUAUUAACCGAUAUCAAAUGCACAUCGCCCUGGCCAAUCACCAUAGAGAACAGUCAACUAUUGUUGUCUGAUGAGGUGAAGUCUGUUGAUGAAACAUUACAGUCACAGUUGAUAUCAGUGUCGUUAAAACAAAAUGAAUGUGCAAGUGAAUGUUACUGUCUUGUGGCACCAGUUCAUCAUCAACACACAACUGUUCCUAUUGGACAUUAUUCUGUGCAGUGGAAAAGGACAAAUUGUGAAGAAGAAGGUCUGCCAACUGUAGAGACAACAUUAGCUCUACCUAGUAUCACUGUAGAGACCAUUCCACUAUUCAUAGAAACUAAGAUUCCAUCACAUGGCCGAGUCAGGGACUCCUUACAUGUCACGUAUACUAUAUAUAAUAAGACACAGAUGGUGCAAGAGGUGGAGGCUGGAAUGGAGCCAUCAGAAGCCUUUAUGUUUUCUGGUCAUAAGCAGGUUUGUUUUAGAAUUCUACCAGUUAGUCAACAAGUACUGAUGUAUAACUUUUAUCCACUGGUCCCCGGACAUGUCAAGUUGCCAAGGUUACACAUAAAUAUGCCACGUUAUCCUGGUGUAGCAGAUGAUUUAGGAGGCAGGAUGUUGCCAACACAUAUAUUUAUUAAGCCACAAGGGAAAGAAUUACAUGAGUCUGCGUCUGGAUGAUACUUUAAUCAAUGAUUGACUGAAACAGAAGAUUUGUCAUGCCAUUAUUGGUUCAUAUUUACCUUAAACCUGUAACGCAGUCAUCAUCAACAAUUCUGGCAUGGUUCCACUGAUCCUGUGAAUAUUUAAGUCACCAUGGACAUGUUUUUCUAUUAUGAACAAAGUUUGUAAGCAGAGUGCAAUAUUGGUUUCUGAAAUGAAUAAUAGUGAGAAUUCUAUUAUAUAAGUGAAAUAUAUAAACAUGAAGACCCUACAUUGCAGCUUCAAUGACAAACAUGUUCAUAUAUGUAGGUUUUAUCAGCUUGUUUAUCAGGUAGCCCUCUAUAGUUUCAAGUGGGAAAUAUAUUAUAAUCGUGUUUUAGAUUGGGUAUGAAUAACUAAGAAGUAUCUGGUCUAUAAUAUUAAUAGACUUUAUAACUAUUGCUAGAAUAUGCAUCUUAAAUUUCAGAACUACUGCUAUAUAAAACUUGAACUCUAAAAACUAUUGAAAUCACUGGAUACUGUCUAUGAAUAUGUAUCAUAUGAUUUAGUCUCUUCCAGAUGAUGUUAUGAUACAUGUAUAUUUGAUUUGGAUAAAUUUGUGUAACUAUUGAAUAAAUUAUACGAUUCCAGAUU
Molecule: messenger RNA, 4007 nt
Organism: Saccoglossus kowalevskii
Lineage: Eukaryota; Metazoa; Hemichordata; Enteropneusta; Harrimaniidae
Product: trafficking protein particle complex subunit 11-like
Source: RefSeq, a predicted model, not a curated record